CUAUUUGAGGCCAGUUAGGAGUGAAGAUCUGAUCGUCUUUAAAUAAGAUUCUAGAAUACUAAAGUAAACAGAAAAAGUGUCUUAAUUAUAUUGCUGUCUCUAAAUCUAGAAUUCAGAUGGAAAAGAAAGGUCUGUGAUCUAGAUUACUUCAACUAGACUAGAGAUAACUCUGAUUUUGUUUAUAACCUGGUUCCUCGGCAAAGCGAUGGAUGAAAUCGACAACCAAAGUAGAUCUAGAACUAUCCAAACAGACCAAACUGUCCAAAGUGAUAGUCAAAGCAAUGAAAAGAAAGGUCAUAAAGAUGACAAAGAUAUUAAAAAGGCCAGAAAUUUUGAUUUUAUGGCCAUGUUUCAUGAAGCAAGACAAACUGCUAAGGAAAGAACUUUAAACAACAUUGUUGCAGAUUCUGACUUAGCUGACAUCAUUGAACCAGAAAUCGAAUCUCAGAGCAAAACCUCACCUGUACCUAGCCCAGCUACAAAGAUUUCUAGUACAAAAAGUCCUGUCACAAAAGUUAUGGAUAAUGAUUCCAACAGUGCUAUUGAAGACAGUGAAGAUGAAAUAGGACCUUCACUUCCCUCAGACUUUACAAAUGACUUCAAAACUGAAACAAGAAUCACACCAAACCCUCAAGAUGAUGAAAUGAAUGAUAAUAGUGGGGAUGAUUCUUUUAUUGGACCUCCUAUCCCAACAGUACUUUCUAUGAUGUCAGCCGAAACAAGUGAAAAUACAGAUAGAGAUCAUGAUAGUGAUGAAGAUGAUGAGGCUGAAGAUGAUGAGAAUCCCCUGACUAAAAUUCCACAAAGUCAUGAAAUUAUCUUGAAUCAUGGUGCUAAAACAGUUUCAGCGCUUGCGCUAGAUCCAUCAGGAGCCCGUUUGGUAACAGGUAGUUUUGAUUUUGAUGUAAAAUUAUGGGACUUUGCAGGAAUGGACACUUCACUUCGAUCUUUCAGAUCUCUUAGGCCUAGUGAAUGUCAUCAGAUCAAGGGCUUAGAGUACAGCAUUACUGGUGAUACUCUGUUAGUUGUGGCAGGCAAUGCCCAGGCCAAGAUAAUUGACAGAGAUGGAUUUGAGGUUAUGGAAUGUGUCAAGGGAGAUCAGUACUUGGUGGACCAGGCUAGCACAAAGGGUCACACAGCGUCCCUUAACUCUGGAUGCUGGAAUCCAAAAUUAAAAGAAGAGUUUCUCACAUGUGCUAAUGAUUGCACGCUUAGAUUAUGGGAUGUAAACAAACCAUUAAAGCAUAAAAAUAUCAUCAAAACUAAGUCAACUGGAGGGAGAAAGACCAUCCCUACUUCAUGCACUUACAGUCUUGAUGGCCGCUACAUAGUGGCAGGUUGUAAUGAUGGCUCCAUUCAGUUAUGGGAUUAUAACAAACAUACAUACGUUAAUGUUGCUAUUCAAAAUAAAAAUGCACACAUGAAUGGCUCAGACAUAACAUGUUUGAGGUUUUCUUAUGAUGGUCGCACUUUAGCUUCUAGAGGAGGAGAUGACACAUUAAAAUUAUGGGACAUAAGAAGCUUUCAGAAACCAUUGAAUAUUGCCAGAAAUCUGGAUAAUCGUUUUCCUAUGACAGACUGUAUAUUUAGCCCUGAUGACAAGCUAGUUGUAACUGGAGUUUCUUUACAGAAAAAUCAGACAGAAGGAAAAAUUGUGUUUUUAGACAGAGAAAGUCUGGCUGUUGUUAAGGAGAUGCAUGUUUCUGAAUCAAGUACAAUUAGAGUGUUAUGGCAUCCAAAACUGAAUCAAAUGGUCGUAGGUUGUGGUGAUGGCCUGGUCAAACUUUAUUAUGACCCGAAAAAGAGUCAUAGAGGUGCUAUGCUGUGCAUGGUGAAAAGAGAACGUAAAGUGAAACAAGCUGAGAUAGUAGCAGCACAAAACAUCAUUACACCUUAUGCUCUGCCUAUGUUCCGGCAAGGAAGACCAACCAGUACAAGAAAAUUUGAUGAAAAAGUGCGAAAAGAUCCUGUGAAAAGUCAUAGACCUGACUUGCCGGUAUCAGGUCCAGGUACGGGUGGUCGAGUCGGAGCUAAAGGGGCUACUCUUUCUCAGUAUGUUGCUCAACAAAUUGUUUCCAGAAAACCAGAUCCUUUUGAGAAGGAUCCAAGAGCUGCAAUUCUGAGACAUGCCAAAGAAGCGUCAGAAAAUCCUUAUUGGAUUGAUCCAGCUUACAAAAAGACUCAGCCCAAUCCAGUUUUCAGAGAAACAGAAGAUGACGAAGAUGAUAAAAAGGAUGAAGAUGAACCAGGACCUAUUUGGAAGAAAAAAAAAUUACAAUGAGAUCUAUGUAUAUUUUAUAUUGUAAAACAUAACAUUAAUAUUAUAAAAAUAAACAUUUGUAUAUACCAAUCGAUUCAUUGACUGUGUACAACUUUUUUUUUAAGUAUUAGUCUCACCUAACAACUUGUGCAACCUCACAGUUAUGGAAUACUACUUUUAAUAGCUUCAUUAAGCAUUGUACAAUAAAACUAAACCGGAGACUGUUGCUAUAGCUAAGGAACCCC
This is a messenger RNA of Biomphalaria glabrata, 2505 nucleotides long. Its product is annotated as WD repeat-containing protein 70-like. Gene Ontology annotation, molecular function: protein binding. Gene Ontology annotation, cellular component: nucleus; site of double-strand break. Lineage: Eukaryota; Metazoa; Mollusca; Gastropoda; Planorbidae. The transcript has 18 exons. The record is from RefSeq and is a predicted model, not a curated record. The coding region runs from base 206 to 2281 and encodes 691 amino acids. Gene Ontology annotation, biological process: regulation of DNA double-strand break processing.